GAAGGUAUCCCUCUAAGCACUUCUUACUAGAUAAAUCCUGCCAACAAAUUGUUUUGUUGCUGUUGUUGCUGGAGCCUUACAAGACGUAACAAACCGAGCCAAUGGCCUCAAGACAAGGACUCCUGAGUGUGGUCACUUUGCUGUGUGUUGGGGCGACGACUCUUGACGCCGCAUCUCUGGCACUGAAGCCCGGACAAUGCCCGUCGGUCACUACCCAGGCGACGCUGGAUGUCUCAAAGUAUCUGGGUUUGUGGUACGAAAUCCAACGUUUCCCCAUCGUGUUUGAACGGGGCACGUGCAUCACAGCCGAGUACUCCCUCAAACCUAAUGGUCGCGUCAAGGUGGACAACAGAUUUCUCGAGAAGGGCGUUGUGAACCAAGCUAUUGGAGAGGCCUAUCAGCAGGAUCCCGUGAACAAGCCGGCAGUUCUGAGCGUCAGUUUCAGAGUAGGUUCGAGACCAGCACUGUACAACAUAAUUGAAACCGACUACAGCACGCACACUCUGAUUUACUCAUGCGAAAAUUUCGGUUCAACUCUUCAUGUGGAGUUUGCCUGGAUCCUGUCACGGACUCGGUCGCUUAACGCCACCACUGUGCAGCGCCUGGAGACCAAGCUUGGGUCUUUUGGGAUUGACACCAAGCAGUUCCUGGUGACCGAUCAGACGGGAUGCUCCAACGUGACAGCACCAAUAACUGAUAGCCCUCUUGUGGGCUGAAACCUACUCCUGCUGAAAUCUGAGGGGUUUUGAUCUUUUGAUUAGAUAUGUAUGUGACAAUAUGUAUGUGGAUUAAGCGUUCAGUAUUAGAUCUGGUGGGUUCGUUUCGUUUAUUAACCCUACCUCCCCCACAUCCCCCCAACCCCCAAAAAGAAAAGCCUAUUCGAAAUUGUUUCAGUAUUAAACACAAUAUUAUAAUGAUGAUUUCGUUUCCUCCCCAAUGCUAGUGAAUAGUCCAAUACCUCACACUGCCAUUCGAUUUCUUUUUUCAGUAUUAGACUCGUGUACUGAC
This is a messenger RNA of Aplysia californica (California sea hare), 1008 nucleotides long. Its product is annotated as apolipoprotein D. The coding region runs from base 102 to 716 and encodes 204 amino acids. Gene Ontology annotation, molecular function: lipid binding. NCBI's taxonomy places the organism in Eukaryota, Metazoa, Mollusca, Gastropoda, Aplysiida, Aplysiidae. Gene Ontology annotation, biological process: tissue regeneration; brain development; lipid transport. The record is from RefSeq and is a predicted model, not a curated record. The transcript has 4 exons.